Molecule: messenger RNA, 1614 nt
Organism: Ziziphus jujuba (common jujube)
Lineage: Eukaryota; Viridiplantae; Streptophyta; Magnoliopsida; Rosales; Rhamnaceae
Product: protochlorophyllide reductase
Exons: 5
Coding region: 168-1352 (394 amino acids)
Molecular function (GO): protochlorophyllide reductase activity
Source: RefSeq, a predicted model, not a curated record
CAAUCCAAUCACAAUCUUAUCUGUCUUCUUUAAACACACACACGAAAGAUUAUUUCAAAUUCCCAUUCAAGGCGUCCUUUCUUCAAUAAUUUCCACAAAUAAUGCUGCUGCUUCAGUUUGGCAUAAACCCAUAACAUCAUCAACAAGAGCUUCUGGGCUGCUCUCUAAUGGCUCUGCAAACAGCCUCUUUGCUUCGUCUUGCCCUCCCCCUCCACAAAGAAGGGAAGUCCAGUGCUUCUUUUAAGGAAUUGGAUUUCUUAGGAAUUCCAGUCCCAGAUCACCUCAAAGCUGAAUGCAAGUCUUCUCUGGGUGUGAGGAUAAGGGACCUACCCCUUGGAACCUUUAGAGCCCAGACAACAACAAGAAGUCCAACAAAGGCUGCACCAGAAGGAAAGAAGACUUUAAGAAAAGGCAAUGUAAUAAUAACUGGUGCAUCCUCUGGUUUGGGCCUUGCCACAGCGAAAGCUCUUGCUGAAAAAGGACAAUGGCAUGUAAUUAUGGCAUGUAGAAAUUUCCUCAAGGCUGAAAGGGCAGCUAAAUCAGCUGGCAUUCCCAAGGAGAAUUACACUAUUAUGCAUCUUGAUCUUGCCUCCCUUGAAAGUGUGCGGCAAUUUGUGAAUAACUUCCGUCAAUCAGGAAGGCAACUAGAUGUGUUGGUUUGCAAUGCUGCUGUCUAUUUACCCACUGCUAAGGAACCAUCUUUCACUGCCGAAGGGUUUGAACUUAGUGUAGGAACAAACCAUCUUGGCCACUUCCUCCUCUCACGACUGCUCCUUGAUGACAUCAAGCAAUCGGAUUAUCCGGCCAAGCGUCUCAUCAUUGUUGGCUCCAUAACAGGAAACACAAACACCUUGGCUGGGAAUGUGCCCCCAAAGGCUAAUCUUGGGGACUUGAGAGGCCUCACGGGAGGGUUGAAUGGGAUAAACAGCUCUGCAAUGAUAGAUGGGGGAGAAUUUGAUGGUGCCAAGGCCUAUAAAGACAGCAAAGUAUGCAACAUGCUCACCAUGCAAGAGUUCCAUAGGCGUUUUCAUGAGGAAACGGGAAUUUCCUUUGCUUCUCUCUACCCCGGUUGCAUUGCUACAACAGGCUUGUUUAGGGAGCACAUACCCUUGUUCAGGCUUCUAUUCCCUCCAUUCCAAAAGUAUAUUACCAGAGGCUAUGUUUCUGAAGAGGAAGCUGGGGAAAGACUAGCACAGGUUGUAAGUGAUCCAAGCCUGACAAAAUCAGGAGUGUAUUGGAGCUGGAACAAGAACUCAGCCUCGUUUGAAAACCAGCUAUCAAAAGAAGCCAGUGACCCACAGAAAGCACAGAAAUUAUGGGACAUCAGUGAGAAGCUAGUUGGAUUGGCUUAAAUGAGCCCCAGAAAUGAUAAAACUUCCUUCCACAGUGUGCCUCUGUCUAGGGAAAAUAUACUACAAAUCAUCUAAUUGAACAAGAAAAGUAGAAAUUUUAUUGGGUUGCAUAAGACUGAUAAGGAUAUACCCCAUUGGUUUAGACAUAAGCUAACAGUAGAGAGCAAGUCACAAGGAUGCAAAAACCCUCCCAGCUCAAAUGGCUUUACAUACAAAAUUACAUUUCCGUUGAUUUGCUUAUAUAUCGCAAUAUUUAGGUCGA